AUAGUUUUUGAUACUUCAGACCAUUGUAACAAGUAGGCAAGUAGCGUACAGUAUCGUAUAACCAAGUUUGAUGGGUCGAAGAUCUGGUGCAACAAAACGACUUCAGUAAAAACUCAAAAGUUAUUAAAAGCCUAAAUCAUUCGUUAUUUAGCGACAAUGAAGGAACUCGUUUGGGGAAUCAAAAAUGGCGAUCUUGAUCAGGUUCGAGAUAUCGUCGAGAACAAGAAUAUUGACGUCAAUCAAAUGAUCGAAGGGCGGAUGCCGUUACACUAUGCCGCAGAUUAUGGCCAAGGUGAAGUCGUCAGAUACCUUUUGGAGAAAGGCGCUGACGCUAAUGCAAUGGAUAAACAUGGAAUAACGACUCUAUUAGCAGCAAUUUGGGAGGGGCACACAAAUUGCGUUAAAAUUCUGUUAGAGAAGGGAGCUAAGCCAGAUGGAAUGACGCCUGACGGUACAAGUUACAUCGAUGCGGCUGAAAAGGAUGAGAUUAAGCAACUCUUGAAGGCUCACUAGCACAAAACCAAAUAACUUGCAGAAAUGGAAACUUUACUGUUUAGCACUUUAAUGUUCCUCAUAGAAUAUUACUGUUGCUUUACUUUUAAUUCCUUGCACUCGACUACACUACUAUAUUUAUAUACUUUAAAUUAAAGUAGAUACGCCACGUGCAGUUUUAUCAUAGUAUAUUAGUAAGUGUUCAUUGAAGAUCAAAUGUUCGAUGCAAUAUGUGAUUCUCCGUUUCUUUUUUUUAAUUAUGGUAAAUGGCUAAAGAUAUUUCUAGAAAACUUUAAUAGUCAACCUGCUGUCUGUUAAAGUCUUGAAAAAGUCAAGAACUUUUUCCUUAAAAUAUGUUUGCUUUGACCAAUUGAUAAGAUUCCAGUUUUACUUGAAUGUGAUUUUUAUAAUUGUCAGUAUCAUUAAGUGCAUUUUAAUGUAUAAUUUGUGCUUAUGUUUUUACAAAAAAAAAAACAAAUAUCUUUUAAUCGUUUUAGUUUUCGCGCAUUUCGUGAAUGCUUUAUAAAAUAAGAGACAAAUGAUGUCCAUAUAAUGGUUACAAAAAUCAAAAAAACUGUCUUCAAAUAGAUAUAUCUGUCAGUAUGAACAGAAAAUUCAGUACAACUGACUUUUGUAGCUGUAGAUUAGCCAUGGGAUUUUAUUGUGGCUACAAAUAAUGGUAUUGGAUAAUUAGAGUUUUUCCAUCUCUUGACUGAUUAUGACUAUAAACACGAUAACCAAAUCAUAGUUCUAAGGUGACUGAUAAUAUUUAGCACAAAACAUGUUCGUCAUACAAAUAAUCAUUUUGCUCAUGUGACAUGCAUCAAAUGCACCAACUUAUUCAGUUUUAAAAUUGAAAUUGUACCGAGAAUUCUUUCCCGAUUUUCAAAUUGCUAAAGUGCCAAGAUUAUGCUCACACUCAGUCAAGACAUUUUUCGUAAUGUUUAGUACGAAAAAUGCGCAAAAUUCUAAUAUCAAACUAGCCAUUGCAAACCUAUUUACUGCUGCAGCUCUCGUUUGAGAUCAAUGUUCAUAAUAGUAAAUAAUAUAUACAGAUUGCAAUACUGACAUGGCAUGCUCCCAAGCGUGCAUAGCUUAAUUAAUAUACUUUGUAUUUUUAAUAAUAAAAAUAUUAUUCAUGCAGGAA
Molecule: messenger RNA, 1639 nt
Organism: Orussus abietinus
Lineage: Eukaryota; Metazoa; Arthropoda; Insecta; Hymenoptera; Orussidae
Product: myotrophin
Exons: 3
Coding region: 157-513 (118 amino acids)
Biological process (GO): regulation of barbed-end actin filament capping
Cellular component (GO): nucleus; cytoplasm
Molecular function (GO): protein binding
Source: RefSeq, a predicted model, not a curated record